Etheostoma cragini (Arkansas darter) is the source of this 7060-nucleotide messenger RNA. It is a transcript of the gene urb1, whose product is annotated as URB1 ribosome biogenesis homolog. Gene Ontology annotation, cellular component: nucleolus. Gene Ontology annotation, biological process: maturation of 5.8S rRNA from tricistronic rRNA transcript (SSU-rRNA, 5.8S rRNA, LSU-rRNA); maturation of LSU-rRNA from tricistronic rRNA transcript (SSU-rRNA, 5.8S rRNA, LSU-rRNA). Bases 3 to 6920 code for a protein of 2305 amino acids. The transcript has 39 exons. The record is from RefSeq and is a predicted model, not a curated record. Lineage: Eukaryota; Metazoa; Chordata; Actinopteri; Perciformes; Percidae.
GGAUGACAAUUUCGUUGGACAUCUUUCUGUUUACAGCAGCACAACGUGGGUCUAACUCCGUGGUCUGGCUCCGUGGUCUGGCUCCGUGGUCUGACUGGGACAGACGAACUACGUGGUCACUCCUAUCUGUCUCCUCGGCUUUAGAAAUGAGCAAAAAGCGCCACAGCGAGGACUCGGCCGAGUCGCCCACUCCGCUCAAAAAAGAAGUUCCGGAGUUCAAUGGGACUGUAUUUAAAGCCAUGCUGAAGGACCCCCCCACAGCCAUGAAGGGACUGGAGACAUUCAUAUCAACCGCUAAGAAGCUGCCGUGCUCUGACCUGUAUGAUGUGGUUGAAGGUUAUAUUAAAAUAUCUAUGGAGUGUGUGGAAAUAUUCAAAUUGCUAGAGAGAGAAAAGCAUGUAGAGAGUGAGAUGAUGGCGAUAUUUGAGAGCUUGGAGAUGAUUCUUCUAAGGACAGCCAGUGACCUGUCCCACUUCAACAUGGUUGGCAAUGCUAUUGUGAAAAAGACAGUUUCCAGCUACAUGCCACUCCUGCAGGGAUCUUUCAGUUCGCAAAAUCACAGGCUUGUCCGGCAGUGCCUCAGUCUCCUGUCCGCCUUGGUGUCUCAGGGUCCAGAAGCUGCCAGAGAGAUCCUCAGUCACAUUCACGUCAACAAAGCUCUUUCUGGACUGGCAAGGAGAAAGGAUAAGAGGGGGAGACCAGAUGUCCGCAUGGCUUUUAUCCAGUUCGUGCUGUCCUUUUUGGUGUCUGGAGAUAAUGCUACAGUUGGACAGAUAUUAGAAAUCAAAGAACUCCUUCCAGAGAUCCUGAGUACAGGUCUGAAGGAGGACAGGAUGUCCAUAGUCAACCUGAUUGUGUCCACACUGAAGACUAGAGUUGUACUUAACAAGGCCAUAAGUAAAACACAGAAAGUGCGUUUUUUCACACCUGCUGUAUUGGCCACCAUAGCAUCUCUGUACAAAUGGAAUGGGAUUGUGGAUGCAACCACCGAUGAUGAAAGAAUGUUAGAGGACUCUGAGCAUGCUGGGAUAGCUGUCAUCCGGGAACUUGUUCACAGUUUCCUUCUCGAUCUGUGUUGCUCUCGUAAGCAUGGUAUCAGCUUCCAUGAUCCCAGCUUUGGGACAGCUGGCAGAGCUGGCAACAUUGUCUUGCUUCAGUUCUUGGUGGGGCUGAAGCAGGCCACAGAGGAUGAAUUGGUCACAGAUCUGGUGGUGAAUGUGCUGAAGGCUAGCCCUGAUGUGCUGGCCCGAUUCUUUCAGGAGACUCAAUAUUCAUACACCCCCCGCCUUAAAAGUGCUUGGCAGGACAAUGUCAAGUUACUUAAAAAGAUCUACGAAGCCCAGCCAGAGAUUGCCACAGUUUUUCAAACCCGUGAGGCCAUCCCUCUGCCUCGCCUGCUGUCCAUGAUCAUGGUGAUAUCGCUUCCUCCUGUCUGUAACAAGACCUUCUUCACACAGGGCCUCAGUCUUGCCAACACAGCAGUGCAGCUCACAACUCUGUCCAUGAUGAAUUUCAUCUUGAAAAGAGCCAGUAGGAAUAUGGAGUACCUUUUGGAUAAGUCUGAGUGGCUCAGCUCGGACGUAUACACUGUAGGCAUGAUGGGGGAUUUGGUGCAGCAGUACAGGGAGACACUCAGCAAGAUUUUGCCCGAUAUAACAAGCAUAGUGUCAAAGUGGCAGUCACUUAGCAAGAAGGAAAAAAUGGAUGGUGAAGAAAAAAAGGCCAAAAUUGAAGGGAGUCCGGAACAGACGGAGAAUAAAAACGAAGCACCUGUUGCUGAGACAGCUGAGGUAAUCCUGCUGAAGACGCUGAUUCUCCAGGUCAUCUGUCUUUACCAGAAAACAGUGCCACAUCUGGUUAGCCAGUGCAAAUUUGACUUCAGCAAGCUCCUUAAAGGGAUUGUGUCUGAGAAAGGCCUGAGGGAAGAAGUUCCCCCAGUUUUGCAGUAUCAAGUACUGCAGUUGGCCUUAGAGCUUCCUGCAAGCAAGUUCUCCUGGUUCCGCAUACAGGAUGUUGCAAAUCCAGAAUCAUCAUCUGGAGAGAAGUCAGUACUUUACCUCCUGCUCAAGAUGUUUGUCAGCAGCAGCAGCAGCCACCUGAAGACCUCUACUCGGAUGCUGGUUCUAAAAGUGCUAAAGGACAGCGGGGUGUUUGAGUACACUUGGACCGAGCUUGAGCUCUGGCUCGACCAGCUGGCCAGAGUAGAGCCAAGCCACCAAGACACUGUCAUCCAGUUCUUGGAGAGGGUGUUGGUGAAACUGGUGUGCAAUUCCUACACAUACACAGAUAAGGUUGCCAGCCUGGUCCAGGAGGCCGCUUAUCUGCAAGCUAACCUUAGUAGCCAGGAGUGCGACGCUGCCAGUGUCCCGGUCUCACACAUAGACGAUGUCUUAGACAUGCUGGAUGUCAUAAUGGAGGGUAAUGAAGGCGUGAUGGAGGAGCUCGGGCCAUCUCUGAGUGAAGACCUGAUUAUCCAGACCUUCCCCUUCAGCGUGGUGGUACCUGCUGCUCUGGAGGUCCGGAACAAACUGCCAGCAGACCAGGGGGUGGUAUUUGAGUACCUGUCUGCGGUGCUGUCAGAUGUGCUGCACUGUCAGAGAGAGCCGCUACCCCUCUGUCUGGCUCUGCUGCAGUACGAUAAAGACCUGGCGUCUGCAGGACUCUCUGCUUCUCCUCAUCCCUCCAUCAUACACCUUCAUCAGUAUUACUCCAAAUGGCUACCAGAGCAGUGUCGGGAGGAACUGUUCAAAUCCUCUGAAUGCCAUUCAGAGGGAUCGUCAACCCCCAUUUCAUUCACUGCACUGUUGAAAGCUGCGUAUAGCCAAGGGCCAAACACUUUGCUUGAGGACACCUUCAGGAAGAAUGUGGAAGGAAGUCUAGCGUCCAUGUUGCUGGCUGAUUUUCCAGUAGCAACCAAGCAGAUCUUACUCUACAUUAGAUCCACAGUGGAAAACCUUGGCACAUUCUCCAAAGACAUAGGAACUGCCCCUCUGAAGACCUUAAUGGGCAUACUCCUGGAUUUGGUGACCAAGCUACAAGGCUUUCAGGAGACUACAAACUCUGAGCCAGCAGCACGGAACUCCCAAGAAGGAUCAGACCUCUUCCUGGAAACCAGCCAGUUGUCCACAGAAGAAGCCAAUAAAGAGCAGAUCCUUGUUUGUGCCCUUGGCUCCAUCUUCAAGCAUCCUUGUUUGGAGCAGUGGUUUCUGGCACUGGAGAUGGGCGCUUUGCCUCCUCACACUCUGAACCCCGUCAGGCUAAAGCACCUGUGUGCCCAGCUAAAUGAUGACAUUCUGGCCUUGCUGAAGACUAGCACCCCCAUUCUCUGUGACCUCGGCCACCUGGAGCUUGUUAGUAGCUACAUGGGGGCUAUAGAAAAAGCUGUGCUCAAGGAACUGAUGGAGAUGGGCUCCCAGCCUGCCAAGAAACAGUCAGGACCCUUCCAGGCCCUCGUGUCUCUGCACGGCCACAUGGACCCCGUCAGUCUCAGCAAAGUGGUUUCCAAGAUGCUGCUGCUCCCCCAGGAGUGCCUGAUCUCCCUCAGAAGUGAGGGCACACAAGCCCAGCUCAGUGUUUAUGGCCGUGCAACGCUGCAGAUCCUCACAGAGUCUAAAGCUAAGCCUUCCCCGGACCAAGGCAUCUUCCUAUCUCAGGAACAUCUCCGCGGCCUGUGCACCCUGCUGCUGUCCUGCUCCAGCCCAGCGCUGGAGGCCUUUCUGUUGCAGACUCUGUCUACUGAGUCAGGCAAUGCCAAACUCAUCCACACAGAUGUGCUGCUGCACUGUCUCCAGUGGCCUCUCCCAGACUCUCUGGCCAUCAGCUCCCUGCUGCUGCGCAACUGCUCCACACACCGCCUCUGCUUUGAGACGUGGUGCCUAGAGCCAGCAAACUUGGAGAAGCUCUCAGACCAGACAGAGACAUUCCUUCCGCUUAUAAACACCUACCUACAGGUGGCAACUAAAGAGGACCCUGCCAGGCCCAAAGAGGUGCAAAAAGAGGUUGUAAAGGCGUUGAAGCGAGCACUGCUCGCCAAAUUGUCCCAAAGUGUUCUGGGAAACCUGACAGAGGCCCAACAUGCUGACACACUAGCCAGUCUGAUCAAGCUCUCUGCAAACACCAAGGACACCAGGGACCUGAUCAGGAAUCUGCCACAUGUUCUUCAAAAAGUGGACAGCUUUGAAAGGUGGCAACUAGUAGAUGUUAUCACUGAGAAACUGGCUAAUUGCCCAGACGAACAAGAAACCUGGAGGAAGUCUGUCACCGGUGCUGCCUUCAAGUGUCUCGCAGCCGCCUACAGUCACUCUAAAAAUCAGACUUCUUCUCGGUCGGAGCAGGAGCACAGCAUCUUGGAAAGGCUGCAUGGACUCCUAAAAUCAGCUGAAGACAUACCUGCAUCUGAAUGGAACAGUUUCAUCAAGACUGGACUGAAAUAUCGCUACAGAGAUCCCCACUUCCUGAACACACUGAGCAAACUGUUGGAAGUGAUGUACAAUAGCAGUGAGGUCCAGAUGGACCUGAUUCCUUUAUCCACCCUUCACAUGAUGACCAGCAGCCAUUCUCUGUUCCUGCCCACCAUGUUGGACUCUGAUGAAGAGCCUAGCGGCUGUCAGGCUAAAGAAGCCUUGGUGUCCUUACUUCUCUGUUUAGUGAAGAAAUGCCCAACAAUCUGUAACAUCAAUCACUUUGUUGUACUCCUGGGGGCAUAUGGAGUCACACUGAGUACUUCAGAUCAGAAACUUUUACUACUUCUUCAGGAAUACGAAAAAAACAACGUCAGUCUACUGAAGUUUCAAUCUUUCGUGUGGGGGCCAGCAGCUCUGGAGCACCACAAGACCAGAAAAAGCCUUGGUGCUUCUCUGUGGAAGCAAGCCAGCUCAGACGAGCUGCUGGCGCUGCUGAAAGCAGAAAGGAUGCUCCACACGAUUGCACACUUUCCCCAGCAACGCAGAAUCAUCCUGCAGGGGGAUAAGGAGCUGAUGUACUGGAACAAGGCAUUAGAGGACCUCAGGAAUUUGUAUGAUCCUCGUUUUCUUUUGCCUCUAUUCAGCACCAUUCUGCAGCCAGAGUGUGUGAUUGACUGCCUCAGGUUUGUAUCCAGCCAUGCCCUUGGACUAACUGUAAUGGCUCUGAGUAGCUACGACCCGAAAGUGAGAGCGGCAGCAUACCAUGUGCUGAGCUGCUUCUACCAACACCUGGAGGGUGCCCGGUUCAGAGAGAAGAGACAGUUACUGUACUUGAUGGACACAGUGAAGAAUGGAAUUCGACAGCCAAAUCAAAAACUUCCAUUUCUCCUAACCACUUACAUCGCCAAAGUGGCUCAGCAGAUGCUCAAACCUGAGGACCACAUGUACAUGGUGUUAAACAGGUUUCUGCUGUCCCAUCAGAGUUUGGACUUCCGGAGAGUCCCUGAGUUCUUCAAGCUAUUCUAUGGCUUUGACUUGGAGCAUAAAAUGGAACGUGAGUGGAUCUUGAGUGUGCUGGAAGAAGGAAUAAGUGAUGGACACUGCUAUGAACUGUGCGAACAACAAGGCAUCUUUCAGACCCUUUUAGGCUUCGGCAGCAGCCCCUUGUGUGAUGAACACUCCCAGGCACAGAUUAUCAGGGUGUUGUGCCAGGCCGCUCGUUUGACCAGAGCAGCUUAUAACCUCACCAAGAGCUGCGGACUCCUAACCUGGAUAACCCAGGUGGUUGAACAAAGGCAUCUAGACCAGCGGCUGCUGAGUGCUAUCAUAGAUCUGCUCCAUGUGCUGUGGUUUACUAACCUUGGGCAGAAGGAGAAGCAGGAGGAUGGAGCCAAGACGUCCUCACCUACAUCGGACAAAGCUCAGAGCUCAGUAAAGUGUCUCCCGCUCCCCCUCAUCAGUGAAUUCCUGUGUGUGGCAUCAACCAUCAGCAGACACCUCAGGUUGCGUGUGAAGGCCGCUCAGCUCCGCCGGUUUCUGAACACUCUCUGGUCUGUCCUGAAGCAUCGUGGGACAGCUCUCAGUGUAAACAAACAGGCUGACCGGCUAACCCUCCAUCCACAGCCUCUCUCUUGUGCUGAAGCCCUCACUCUGCUUCUCUGUUGGGCCUCCCUGUCCCGCAACACGCCACUUCUAACCCAAAUCCAAGCUUUGUCCGAAAAACACAAAGUAAAGGAAUUGUUGGGGAUGGGGAAGGACAAGGCCACAGGUAAGGGCUCCUUUUCCCAGGCCCGUCCUCGAAAAGAGAACCAGGCAGAAGAGGCUGAGACUGAGGGAGAAGAAGAGACUCUCCUGACAGAAUGCACAUUCUACCUCAGCAGUAUCUUUGUUCACUGGGAGCCUGUGUUUCCCCGCUCUGAACCCCAGCCAGCUCAGUCAAGAGACAAACUGGAUCCCAGUCAGUUGGCCAGUGAUGCUGCACACCUGCUCACCAAGUGGUCCCUAAGGUGCUUGGUGGAGGAUUUGUAUGAUGAAAACAGAACAAAAGAGUUCUUGCACUGGGUCGAAAAGGCCGUGGUAAAACACGCGGAAAUCAUGAAUACUGUGUUACUCGAUCCCGGGAUGAAAGCAGACCUCCUACGACUCUACCAUCAGGCCUUUGAAACUCAGUGUCACUCCAGCAUUUCAGUCAGGGUGGAAGUCCUCCAGUUGUUCACCAACAUCAUGAUGCGCUUUCUAGAGAGACAAGGCCACCUUCCAGAGCUGCAUCAGGCGGUCGUCUCGGCCUGCCUGCCAGAAGCCACGCGUGAUCCGUCGAUACGUGAAGCAGGGCUGUUCCUGUUGUCGUCGUACAUCCAUGAGUUGUGGAGCGGAGCCACAUCAGCAGAGCUGUUCCUGUCCCAUGUCAGUUUGGUGACCAGAGCCAAGUGUAAGAGACAGAACCCAUCCAAAGCCCCCCUGACUCAAACGGCCAUCAGAGCCAUCUGUAAUACCAUCAUGAAAAGUAAAAACAUCUGAACACUGUUUGUUGAAAUAGACCUUAGUACAAGAAAGCUUGUAUUCUUUCAUUUUGUUGCUUUGUUUCAUUCUUGUAAAAAAAGAGUGACGAUAUUUUGUAAACCCUUCUGUUAUAAAGUGUUCAUUUUACAAAUCUAUUA